This is a messenger RNA of Metopolophium dirhodum (rose-grain aphid), 1152 nucleotides long. RefSeq lists its product as uncharacterized. The transcript is spliced from 3 exons. Bases 1 to 1152 code for a protein of 383 amino acids. The record is from RefSeq and is a predicted model, not a curated record. Lineage: Eukaryota; Metazoa; Arthropoda; Insecta; Hemiptera; Aphididae. Gene Ontology annotation, molecular function: nucleic acid binding.
AUGGAAGAAAAGUUUAAUGUUUUCGUACCAGUCAAAAAAAAUCCAUGUGGAAAGUUGGUUGGUUAUCAUCAGAGACAAAUAAUUAUCAAUUUGUACAUUUCAAAAAUGACAGCGCAAGCCAAACAUCCAAAUAAACGACGCCUUAAGUACAUAGAACUUAUCAAAUUUAUUUCACAGGAAACCGGAAUUGGUCAACGCACAAUUUCAAAGACUUUAUCUGAAUACAAGAGAAAAGGUACAAUUUCAUCGCCUAAUAGAAAAAAAGUAAGACCAAAAGGUGAUAUAGUCUGCUGGAGACAAAAGUACUUGGAAUCUAUUAGAUAUUAUCGUAGCCAUGGUCGUCAAAUUUAUUACCUCGAUGAAUCUUGGAUAAACGUAGAAGAAUCAGCUAAAUCAGUGGAUUCCACAAUUCAAUCUGGACAAAAGAAUCUAUCAGGUAAAGGAAAGCAAUUAACUGUUGUCCACAUAGGAUCGUCUGAUGGGUUUGUUGCUGGUGGUCUUUGGGCUUUUGAAUCAAAAAACAAUUCUAGUGAUUAUCAUGAUGAAAUAAAUGAUGUCACAUUUUACGAAUGGUUUAAAGGCAUUAUAUCGUUAUUGGAAGACAACGCAGUGAUCGUUAUGGAUACUGCAUCGUACCAUUCGGCCAAAAAAGAUAUGUUUCCCCUCAUUUCGUGGGGAAAUGGUAAAAUUAUAAAAUGGUUGGAGAAUAAGGGAAAGCUAAUUCAUCGACCAAUGGUUAAACAUCAACUAUUAGAAGAGGCAGAACAAUUUCGACCGGUUUGUGAAAAGUACGUAAUUGAUGAAUUAGCAAAAGAAAAUAAUAAAAUAGUACUUAGGCUACCUCCAUAUCAUUCUGAGUUAAAUCCGAUCGAGUUAGCAUGGUCCUUUGUAAAACGCUAUGUCAAAACAAAUAACAUGACAUUCAAAUUACCAGAUGUACAAAAACUACUACAUGAAGGUGUGGAACUAGUGACACCUCAGAUGUGGAAAAAAUUUAUAAAUCACGUCAUCAAAAAAGAAGAUAAAUUCUUUGAAAUCGAUUUCAUCACCGAUGAACUUUUGGAAGCGGAACUCGAGGAACCCAAUGCUUCACACUCUCAAACCAUAAAGUGCGAAGUCUCUGAUUCUGAAGCUGAAUUUGAUUACUUAUAA